UUAUUCGGCCAAUAUUAAACUUCUCUCUUUUUUUUUUAAACUCUAUACAAUUACGUUUUACAAAUACUCUUAAGGAAUGAAUAGAAUUUUGAACUUUACAUUAUUGACUCGUUGGUUUGUUUACUAUUGUGACGUCAUCGGUGAGCUCAUGUUUCUUAUUUUAUUGCUUUUCUUUUAUUACCCCGUGUGCGCAGCUGUACAAACAACUAGGGAAAUGUUUGUACAACAGUGUCGCAAUGGGGUGUCAAACAACAAUCGAUAGAUCUCCACACGGGAUACCGCAGCUGUGUCCACUUUUGAGGGGGUUUUUCUGUCCAUUUUUUCACGGUCAUAUUUAACCGGAUCCAAUUGCCAAAUAAUAUUUUUGUUUUUAUCGCCAAGCGGAGCGGUUUAUGUAAAUAACAUUUGUUUAUUUAUUUUUUAGUAUUUGUAUUGCGCCAUCGAUUAGACAAUCGUUAAAUGGCGCAUCCCAAAGGAAAAAGUUUGAUAAUUGUGCUUAGCAAGCGAGUGUUGUGUGAUUUAGUCGUACCGUGUCACGCGAUCGUCAUCCGUUUUCUUUCGAUUUAAGAAACAAAACAAAAAAGUCAAUCGGGAAGUUGACCAGUUUUUCGUGAUGGGUCGUACUGUCCUAUCCGACUCUCCCCAUUUCGUCGACAUUGUUUUGGUAGUAACCCGAGUAUCAGAAAUGCAAUCAACCGCCCGAGGUUUAACAGAGUCAACUAGACGAGUGCGUGAGUGAGCGGGAAUGCAGCGUUCUACACAAACGAGCGCAUGUUGGUAGGACGGACCCGAUUACUUCUUUCCCUUUUGUUUUGUUUAACUUGAGGAGUUUAUAGGACUGGAAGAAAUGGUAUAAAAACCGGAAGGAAAUCAUGUCAUAUCGUUCAGUCGUUGUGACGCUCAAUGGAUGUGUGUCCGUAGUAUUUUUUGAUUCAUUGAAAUUGUUGUGAUUUUAUUUGUCGUCAUCAUGGCCGAUAUGAGCGCAUUCGUCCCGAAGAAGAUGGCCGAAUGGGAGAGGAAAGUGGACCAUUUAAUUUGGCAAAUUGAAGUCACAUCCGAUGAGAAAUGGGAGGAACUCACCAAACUUCAAGGCCUUAUCGUGGUGGACGUCUACUCCGAGUGGUGCGGGCCGUGCACGGCCAUGGCCACCUACUUGAAAGAGAUUAAACUUCUCUUGGGCGAUGAUUUCCUUCAUUGCGCCUUGGCAAAAGCGGAUUGCAUUAGCCAACUGGAAAAGUUUAGAGGCCGCAGCGAACCAACUUGGCUAUUUUUGGCCGGUGGCGAACCAGUUGUGCUGAUCAGAGGCGCUAACGCCCCACUCAUCCGGAAAACAUUGUUCCAGGAAUUACAAACAGAGAAGGAAGUGCUGGAAGGAACCCGCCAACGGGUUACGAUUUCAUGGGACAGUAUCGACUUGCCAGUCGUUAAACCUGAAAACGAGAAUUACAACAAUGCUUUAUUGACGACUGCGCCGGAUAACUGGUGGGAGCUUGAUGGGUUGACAUUGCAAGGAUCGUAUCCGUUAAUCAUAGAUAAAUUGAUGGAGGGAUUUGUCGAACGAAAUUUGGAAAUUGUCGCCACAUCAGCCGUUCAAGUCGAUAAGAAAGAUUGCCUCAUUUUAUGGUUCCCCACUUACGUCGAUUAUUUAAGUUUAUCGGAUUGGUUCGAACACAAACUGAAAACUCUCAUCGCCGAAGUUGAACCAAAGAAGGUGAUAAUUAAACCAGCACGUGACGAAGAUGAACUAGAAGAACAAAUCGAAGGGUUGAAUUUGGAGGAUUUGAUUGGCAUUCCUGACGAUAAUUCUCCCGUAAUCGAAAUCGAUCCGGAAGUAUCAGAUUACGAACCCAUUCAAUAUCGACUGAUAUCGGACCCCGACGAAAAAGAUUCGUUAAUCAAACGAAUAAGUAAAAGAACGACAGAAGAUGUCGAGUCUAGUGUUGAAGUGGACGAAGACGAAGAAAUUAAUUAAAAGCAGGAGCUUAAGUUAAUUGAUUAAGGGUAGAAUCAGUUGUAAAUAGUUUACCCACAAAGUCCCACCUCAGGUUUAGCUUCCAAUAACAGAAGAAAAGAUGUAAGGCCUACAAAUAAAUGUUCUAUCCGCCUGCAAAAUCUAGCAAAGGUGUACGGUGGCAAGAUACUAAAAGUAAUAAUACACUCGGCACGGCAGUAUCUGCACGCUAUAACUUUUUA
Molecule: messenger RNA, 2193 nt
Organism: Daphnia pulicaria
Lineage: Eukaryota; Metazoa; Arthropoda; Branchiopoda; Diplostraca; Daphniidae
Exons: 8
Coding region: 968-1972 (334 amino acids)
Source: RefSeq, a predicted model, not a curated record